ACUUUGUAUUUGUUUUAUUUUCCCAAUUGAUUUAGUAUAAUAAAUCACCACACACUUUCAACUUUUAAACUAUUGCUUAUACUAUGAAGUUCUUGAUCUUCUCUGAAGUAGGGGCGUCUCAUCCUCUGCCAGUAGAGUAUGGUAGUUAGGGGAAAUACAGGGUAAGUUGCACACACAGACACUUAUGCUUGUAUUCUGUCCUUUAGGUCAUCACUGUGACAUGUCCAAAUCCUAAAGCCUAAACUAUUAUAUUCGUUUCUUGAAGGCAGAUUAGGCUUGAGACUAGUAGGCCUAGGGGUUAGGGACUCCGAUCCUUUGAUCUCCAGCCUUUCAGGGAAGUUAUUUCAGGUCCUGUUCGCUACAUUUGUGUCUGUGUCCGUGUUUGUGAUCAAAAUCCUGGAGAGGUUUGAGCAAAAAAAAGACAGUAGAUUUAUGAAACCAGUGAAAGUGGAAGUUAAGAUUGUCAACUUGCCAAAACAAAAGGGAAGCUAUUACUUGAAAAACAUUUAGUCUUGGAAAAUGGCCUCCAAGCUAGAAGAGGAUCUCUGCUGUCCUGUCUGCUGUGACGUCUUCAAGGAUCCUGUCAUCCUGACCUGUGCUCACAGCUUCUGUAAAGCCUGUCUGCAGCAGUUCUGGGGAACCAAAGAAUCCAGAGAAUGUCCAGUCUGCAGGAGGACGUUAUCAAAGAAUAUCCCUCUUCCAAAUCUGGCUUUAAGGAACCUGUGUGAGACCUUCGUACAGGAGAGAGAUUAUACACAAAUGUUCUGCAAAGGGCACAAGCGGAAAUUCGAGCUCCUCUGUCUAGAUGAUCAACAGCUUGUGUGCCUGGUGUGUCGAGACUCAAAAUUACACAAAAACCACAGCUUCAGUCCUACUGGAGAAGCAGCAUCUGAGAUGAAGGAGGAGCUCAAGGUCAAACUGCAGCCUCUACAGGAGAAGCUGAAGACCUUUGAGAAAGCUAAGAUCACCUGUGAUAAAACAGCUCAAUGCAUUAAGGAGCUUCACCAGUUUCUACGAGAUGAAGAGGCGGCCAGGUUAGCUGCACUGAGGGAGGAAGAGGAGCAGAAGAGACAGGUGAUGAAGGAGAAGAUUGAGAAGAUGAGCAGAGAGAUCUCAUCUCUUACAGACACAAUCAGAGCCAUAGAAGAGGAGAUGGGAGCUGAUGACAUCACAUUCCUGCGGAACUACAAGAGCACAGUAGAAAGAGCCCAGUGCACACUGCAGGAUCCAGAGAGGGUUUCAGGAGCUCUGAUCAAUGUGGCAAAACACCUGGGCAACCUGAAGUUCAGAGUCUGGGAGAAGAUGCAGGAGACUGUCCAAUACACUCCUGUGACUCUGGAUCCCAACACUGCAGACCCACGUCUCAUCCUGUCUGAGGAUCUGACCAGUGUGACAUACAGAACUGAGAGGCAGCAGCUUCCUGAUAACCCAGAGAGAUUUGAUAAGUAUGCCAGUGUCCUGGGCUCUGAGGGCUUUAACUCAGGGACACACUGCUGGGAUGUGGAGGUUGGAGAGAUUCCAUUGUGGAAUGUGGGUGUGAUGACAGAGUCUCAUCAGAGGAAGGGAAACUUUACCUCCAUGAGUGGACUGUGGUAUUUGUGUUAUAAUAAUGGUAGAUAUAGAGCACGUUCUACCCCACAGCCCUACACUCUCUUCACAGUGAAGCAGAAACUCCAGAGGAUCAGAGUGCAGCUGGACUGGGACAGAGGAGAGCUGUCAUUUUCUGACCCUGAUAAUAACACACAUCUACACACUCUCACACACACUUUCACUGAGAGAGUGUUUCCAUACUUUGCUAUUGGCUGUAAACUCUCUCCUUUGAGGAUCUUACCAGUGAGAGCUUCAGUGAAAGUACAGCUGCAUAGCAAGAGAUGAUGUCACUUCCUUUUGCCAGGUUAAUAAUGACUUGUUCCUGGUGUUAAAAUGUCCUCAUGCAUUAUGAUUUCUGAAUGACCUGUUCUGUGGCUACUGCCGUAACUCAUUAAAGUGUAUGGGUUGUGCUGAGUGUACAGUUUAAUUCAUCAUGAUUUUCUAAAGAGAAUAAUCCUUCAUAUUUUUUUUCUAAACACAAACGAUGUUGGUGAAUUUUACCAACAACAAACACAA
Messenger RNA from Clupea harengus (Atlantic herring), 2106 nucleotides. Its product is annotated as zinc-binding protein A33-like. Gene Ontology annotation, molecular function: ubiquitin-protein transferase activity; protein binding; zinc ion binding. NCBI's taxonomy places the organism in Eukaryota, Metazoa, Chordata, Actinopteri, Clupeiformes, Clupeidae. Gene Ontology annotation, biological process: protein ubiquitination. The transcript is spliced from 6 exons. The coding region runs from base 520 to 1875 and encodes 451 amino acids. The record is from RefSeq and is a predicted model, not a curated record.